UAUACCUACCUAUUCAACAGUAGACUUGAAACUUUAAGUUAAUUCGUAGUAUUCUGAGAUAAGUUCAGACCAGGAUGUUAUGAAGUUGAUCAUGACGGAACAUUACAUUUUAAAAUUGUGUUUUUUAUGUCUCGGAUUAUUACAGUAUGGAUCAUCUGAAAAGAUAGCGUUUGAUACCGGUAUUAGUUUGGACGUUGUUGACCCAGACCUGUUGGGAACGGAAAAAGAUAAUGUUGCUGAUCCAGUCAAUACAGGGAGCUACUUGUUUAAAGCAAAAAAUGAUGGUGACACCAGAGCUUUGACAUUGAACAUACUGGUACGAGAUUUCAAGUCGGCAGAUUCGCUGUACUUUAGGGCUCAUCCAACUUUCCUAAAAUGUAUACAAGCCGCCAUGACCAAACUCAGAAAUGCUGAUAAACAGGUCGCAGUUAAGCAAGGGUUUCAAACACACAAUGACGUUGGAGGUGGUACCUCAGACAGAGAAAAUUACCUUAGAAGCGGUGCUGGUAUCACACUACAGGCUAAGCAGGGAGUAACUGUCACUCUGGACGAAAUCGUCACUGCUGUCUUGCAAACAUGUCCUGUUCCUAUGAUGAAAUUAGAGAGAGACAUUGGCAUUGAGAAACUUGCGGAUGGCGUCCAUGUUCACAUGAAAGGAGCUACCCAUACUUCAGGACCAACGUUCACUGGCGUGUCAGGAGAGUAUGAUGAUAUAAAUGCUGGCUUAGAUCCACAGAAAAUACCAGAUUGUUCCAAUCUUAACACAGUUGCAGAUGGUGCGUACUAUCCUGGUGGAUACGAUGAUCCAACAAAAGUAGUAGGUGUAGUUGAUGAACCAGUGGAUAGAACUAUGACAGUAGAUGCCAGCAGACUUGUACAGUAUUUGGGUAACAACGUCGACUUCAGUGAUUGUGCAAAUUAUGCAGGAAAUGCAUUAACUGGACCUACGCUAAGGUGUGCACAAAGAACGAUGACAACAAGAAUGUACAAUGCCGUAAAAUACUUACAAAAAAUGGUUAUAGAUAAUAUGUCAGGCAAGUUGGAGAUCACAAAAGCAUGGGACGAUACAGGUGCAAAUCCAGAUUCUCUCCAUUCGGAAGGUAGAGCUCUGACAGUACAGCUCAAGGCAUCAUCUUCGUCAGCAGAUAUGACAACGCUGUCACGAUAUGCUAUAUGUGCGGGUGUAGAUUAUGUUGCACACAAAGGUGAUCACCUCUUGCUAGCUGUAAAGAAAAUGAAGGGUGAUAUAGCUAAUAUGAUCCAGUUUAAAUCCAUUCAACUGAUGGCAGUAGAACCACCAUCUUCGAAAGCGUCAUACUACAGUUUGCCAUCUGAAUUUACAGAAACUGAGAUUAAUGCCAAAUAUUCCCUGUUUGACAGCAGUGGUCGGGAAGAUUUCAAGCUAAACGACAAUGCUACAGUUGGAAUGUUUAUGUCACAAGAUCCAGACUACCGUUACUUUAGAUUAGACCCUAGAAUAGUCGAAUGUUAUUCUUCAAUAGUUGACAGUGAAAACAAAAACUCAGAUGACUUGAUUGAAGUAGAAGUGAUUCGUGGAUAUAUAUCCAACCCUGAACAAGCAUCUUUGAUGGAUGUUAUGGACGAUAGAUACGAAACACACACUUUGGGCGUGGCUUUGCAGAUUAGGUACAAAAAUGGAACCGUCAGCUCGGAGUUUACGCCUCAAAGGCUUGCACAGAAGGCUGUAGAGCAAUGUUCGCCUGUUUUCAAUCACACUGGAAGCGAUGAAGAGGCUGUGGGAAUUGGCAUAUACAAAGACAGUGUUUUUGUUGAUAUUAGAGACCAGUUUGAAUUAUGGGUUGAAAAAGAUGAAUAUAUUCCAACAGGAUAUACACUUGAGACUUACACUGAUUUCAUGGAAAAAAGAGCUGAACUUGCAAAUGACUUCCGUAUUGUUGAUCCAGACGACAUGACAGAAGCAUGCGCACUUGCACAUCCUCCAGCUAAGCAGUCACUUACUUAUGAUUAUGAUGAACCUGAAAUAUCCAAACGCAAAAGACGACGAAAGCGUGCAACGGCUGACGACUGCAUACCGACCUAUUCUACACCCCAUUGCUCAUUGGUUGCCAAGCAUCUUCAGGAAGAGGUAGACGAGAUUUGGACCGAGACUAAUAGAAAAUGGAUAUAUCGUAAUGCAACUGAGGUUAAAGAAGCGCUGGAUAAUUGUUUAGGAAUCUGUGGAACUUGUCUUACAGGUGCAAUUUAUGAGUCUAAACUAAAGCACUGUAACAAUUUACUUCAUUGGCUACCAUUUGAAAUGAUGAACACUGAUCCAGACAUUACAAACUUUUAUCCACGAGAUAACCUGCAAGCAAGAGGGCUGGCCUGUAAUGGUGGUGAACAUUGUCUGGAAAAGGCACCGUUGUUUUCUAUUUUAAUGCCAUCUAUCAAGAGAUUAUACAGACCAGACCCCAACAAAAGUGUGAAGGAAUUGAUAUAUGCAUCUGAAGAGAACCCCACGCCAUGCCCACAGAUUCUGGAUGAACUGUAUGCCAGUCAUGCUAAAGGAAUCGUCAAAUUUUGGGUUGCAGACGAAACUGACAUAACCUCGUUUAAACAUGGAUUACAGACUGCUAUGUUGUACAAUAAAGAUGUGACCAAAGUACACGUUUACGUGCUUAACGCUCACAGCAAGGAGGUAGUUGAUGGUGUACUUCAGGGUUUCACAAGGGAGUUUGCUACCACUGGAUGUCCAAAAUAUACAAGAGAAACUGUAGCUGAGUUUGAAGUCCUCGAUCCACCUCACCAUGUGCGUAGGAGAGCUGCAUCACAUAUCCAUAACCACAAAAACAAGUUGGUACAAGACGCAAUGAACUGGGAGAUGAACGACUUAAGAGGACCUUAGAAAUAUCUAUGAGUGCAUCAUUACCUUUUUGUUUUUAUGUUAAAUCAUUAUAAUAUUUAAUUUUACCAAAUAUUAUUCUAUUUUAAUUUUGCAUUUUAUAGUUGUUAAAAAGUGCUUUGAACUUCAUCGUUAAAUAUUGUCAAAAUACUUAUUUUAUUCUCUGUAGCUGUUGUAGGAAUCCGUCCAUUUUUGUACUCUUUUAAAGAGCAAUUGAAAUAUAAUUAAUAUUUUAUUCAACAAGAACAUAGGAACCAUGAGUUUUUUGUAGACAAAAUGCGCACCUGCAUACACAAUUAUAAGCCUGGUAUCUUUAAUGUUUUUUUAAGCCCACCAGACAGUAUGUCUUCAACUACUAUAAAAUAUUUAUACCGGAACUAACUAAUGACAAAAACAGGUACUUUCCAAUAUACAUUCUUUGAUACUUUGAAAAAUUUCAUUCAGAUUUAGAAUAUGAAAACAAAUAUAAUAACAAAUACGUAAUGUUAUUUUGUUCUCUAUACGUUUAGCUCAUAUACAAUAUGUACAUCAGAAAAAUAAAAUAUUAUAGUCUGUCCAAGGACGGAUAAGGAAAUUAAAAGCAUAAAUUUCACAUUUUCUUUAAAUGGUUUUACUUUUAGAAGUUCAAAGUUUUAGGACUUAGGAACCUUGAUAUGUAUUGAUUGAUACUUAAAUUUUACUUUUUUUGCUAUCAAAAUGUUUUUGUUUGUAUUUUUUAAUAUUCACUUAUUUUUCAAAUAAGUGUUGUUUAUUCAUUCCUACAUUUUAAAAUUAAAACAGAUGUGAUAAAACAUUGAUCAGUAUUAUAUACACAUUUCUUAUUUUCUUAAAUAAAAAUAUCUUAGAAUA
This is a messenger RNA of Mytilus californianus (California mussel), 3712 nucleotides long. RefSeq lists its product as uncharacterized. The transcript has 17 exons. Gene Ontology annotation, molecular function: patched binding; calcium ion binding. The coding region runs from base 80 to 2866 and encodes 928 amino acids. Gene Ontology annotation, biological process: cell fate specification; smoothened signaling pathway; cell-cell signaling. The record is from RefSeq and is a predicted model, not a curated record. NCBI's taxonomy places the organism in Eukaryota, Metazoa, Mollusca, Bivalvia, Mytilida, Mytilidae.